Calliphora vicina (urban bluebottle blowfly) is the source of this 1965-nucleotide messenger RNA. It is a transcript of the gene Dus3, whose product is annotated as Dihydrouridine synthase 3. Bases 105 to 1904 code for a protein of 599 amino acids. Lineage: Eukaryota; Metazoa; Arthropoda; Insecta; Diptera; Calliphoridae. The record is from RefSeq and is a predicted model, not a curated record. Gene Ontology annotation, molecular function: RNA binding; tRNA dihydrouridine synthase activity; flavin adenine dinucleotide binding. Gene Ontology annotation, biological process: tRNA processing. The transcript is spliced from 5 exons.
UUUCAUUCGAGUCGCACGUGUAGCAAGUUCUAGCAAGAAUUUGUUAAAUAUUUUAUUAUAUUUCUAUUAAAAAAAGUGUAAUUUAAAGCAAUAUUUUAUAAAAAAUGGAACCUGGCAUAUGUUAUAUAAAACCGGAAUAUUUAGUUGAAGAUGCUAAGAAAAAUGCAGCAGCCGCUGAGAAUGUAAAUAAAGAGGAAAACAACAAAAGAAAACAUUCAGAAGGAGAAGGUAACCCCACAAACGAACAGACUACUGAGACUGAUAAGAAUGGUAAAGGAAGAAAAUUUCAGAAAAAUAAUAAAAAGGAUCGGAAAAGGGGACAAAAUAAGCAUCGUCCCAUUUAUAAAGAAGAUCGCAAUUUACAUCUCUGUCAUUCCUUAAUAAAUGGUCCCACCGAAAAGAAAUGCGCUUUGGAAAAUUGCCGCUAUGUCCAUGACUUGGAACAAUAUAUGGCCAAUAAACCUGAGGAUUUGGCCGAAAAAUGUCCCGUAUAUGAAGCCAAAGGUUAUUGUCCUCGCGGUGUUACCUGUCGUUUUGCCAAAUGUCAUCUUGAUAGCGAGGGUCGUAAUAUCAAAAACCCGGAAUAUAAUGAAAAUUUACCUCCUUCCACAUGCAAUGGCAUCACCUCGGAAUUGCAAAUACGUUUGCGCAAAAGGGAUUAUGAUUUUUCCAGAUGUAAGCAGCUGGUAACAGAAUCUGAAAAAUUGCGAGAUGCGAGAAAGGAAAAACAAGCAGCAGAAAAAGAUCAAAAACAAAAUGAAGAAGAAGAGAACAAAGAAAAACCCGUAGGAUCUUGUGUGGAUGAGGAGGAAACAAAGGGCAGAGAUGUAAAACAAAAUAAACCCAUAGACUUUGCUGAGAAAUUAGUAUUAUCUCCCUUAACAACAGUGGGUAAUUUACCUUUUCGUCGUAUUUGUAAAGAAUUUGGAGCCGAUAUAACCUGUGGUGAGAUGGCCUGUUGUGUACCUUUGGUUAAGGGUAUGACCCAAGAAUGGGCUCUUACAAAGCGUCAUGAAUCCGAGGAUAUUUUUGGUGUACAAAUAUGUGGCAAUAAUCCCAAUAUAAUAGCACAAACAGCUCAGUUGUUGCAGGAAACAGCCAAAGUAGAUUUUCUAGAUUUAAAUAUUGGCUGUCCCAUCGAUUUAAUAUACCAACAGGGAGGCGGUAGUGCCCUGAUGAGGAGAACUAAUAUUUUGGAAUUGACAGUAAGAACUUGUGCGGCCAUGAAUCCUUUAAUACCCUUUACUGUGAAAAUGCGCACCGGCAUAUAUGCAGAUAAACGUGUGGCCCAUGAUUUAAUGCCUAUGGUAGAGGAGUGGGGUGCUUCUGCGGUAACGUUACAUGGACGCUCAAGGGAACAACGUUAUACCAAGAAUGCUAAUUGGGAAUAUAUAGAGGCAUGUGCUGCCAAAGUUAAACAUAUACCAGUCAUUGGUAAUGGUGAUAUUUUAAGCUAUGAAGACUAUAUGGAAAAGAGGAAAAUUGCUCCCCAUGUAUCUUCGGUAAUGAUUGGCCGUGGUGCCUUAAUAAAACCUUGGAUUUUCAAAGAAAUCAAGGAACAAAAGAAUUGGGAUCCUACCUCUGCCGAACGUUUUGAAAUGAUGCGUAAAUAUGUGAACUAUGGCCUCGAACAUUGGGGUUCCGAUACUAAAGGUGUAGAGAACACUAGACGUUUCUUGCUGGAAUGGCAAUCUUUCUUAUACCGUUACAUACCCUACGAUCUCAUGAUGGAGCCGCCGCAAAAAAUCAAUCAAAGACCUCAAUCAUUUAGAGGACGCGAUGAAAUGGAAACAUUAAUGAGCUCGCCCAACUCACAAGAUUGGGUUAAGUUAAGUGAAAUGCUGUUGGGCCCAGUACCAGAGGGUUAUACAUUUAUGCCAAAGCAUAAAGCUAAUUCAUAUUAAACUACUAUACUAAUAAGGUAAUACAAAACAUAAUAAAAAUUAUAGAUUUUUUUGGAAAAAA